Molecule: messenger RNA, 750 nt
Organism: Rotaria sordida
Lineage: Eukaryota; Metazoa; Rotifera; Eurotatoria; Philodinida; Philodinidae
Source: the annotation of a GenBank genome assembly
AUGAAACCAAAAAAUAUGGCAAAUGGAUGUUGUACUAAUACUUUAUGUGUUGAUCGAGAAACACAAUUACGUUUAGCUCGUCUUCGUGAAGAAUUAUUAACAAAUUUUAAUAAUCUUCUAUUGGAUCGUAUUCGUUUUCUUGAACAAACAAUUCAUCGUUUGUCAUCAUCAUCAUCAUCAUCAUCAAUACCAAAAGCAACAACAUCAACAUCUCCAUAUAAAAGUCCAAUACAAGCAUCUAUAAGUCCAGAUCGACUUUCAACACCAGCAUUACUUCGACGUAGUUCAUCAACAACAACUUAUUUUCUUUUAAGUCCAACGAAUCAAAAUUUACUUGGAAAUGGAGCAAGUGCUCGUUCAUGUCCAUCUAGUGUUGAUUUAUCAAGUAGUGAUCGACGAACAAGAUUUUUUCCACCAAAAAAAUUUUCACAAUCACAACUAAGACAAUCAUCUGAAAGUCAUAGCAAUCAUUUAUCAAUACCUAUGGAUGCACAAUGGUCGAUCUUAACUAAUGAACUCGUAUCAAAUACUAAUGUUAAUAAUGAGAAAGGUCGUCUAGAAUCAAGACGUUUUGCAUGUGAUGUUGACGAUAAUGAAGUGCGUGCAUUCAAAGCUAUGAUCUAUAUGGAACAAGCUCGGAAACAACAUGCACGACCACUAACUCGUUUACGACAAGCAUUGGGUAUAUCGACUAGUUCUAAUGCAGGAAGUUAUGCAUUAAACAGUUCUAAAAAGCAUUCGAAUACUUAA